AUGUCGAGACUUGUCCCGAUGCUGAAACACAAGGCGCCCGAGCUGGCUUUUGCAGCCAUGUGUGCAGGAGCAGCCUACGCCGUGUAUUACGCCCAUCACCAGCAGAUCACGGAGAAAAAGACGAUGCGCCAAGGCGUCAUCAACGAUAUCAAACGUGACAGGCUCAAGCAGCGAAACAUGGAGCAGCAGCAACUACAACAACAGCAGGCACAGGAACCGCAGCAGUAG
Molecule: messenger RNA, 228 nt
Organism: Peronospora matthiolae
Lineage: Eukaryota; Oomycota; Peronosporomycetes; Peronosporales; Peronosporaceae
Source: the annotation of a GenBank genome assembly